Molecule: messenger RNA, 1294 nt
Organism: Rhopilema esculentum
Lineage: Eukaryota; Metazoa; Cnidaria; Scyphozoa; Rhizostomeae; Rhizostomatidae
Source: RefSeq, a predicted model, not a curated record
UACGCAUUCAAUUGUUUAUCAACGAUCUUCUUUGUACCUUUCGGACUCUAUAAAUUAAAGAUAGAGACGAUAACAAACCAGUCUGAUUCAUCCAACUGAGUACAAGAGCGCAUCAAACAAGCGAGUCUGAAGAACGGAAAAAAGGCAGAUAGCAAAGAUGACAGAAACACUCACAAAAGAAGUUGAUAAUAUUUCUUCUCAACUUAUCUCCCUUCCUGUAAACAUGAGGCUGUUUUCGUUGAGCAUGAGGAGUCUCUUCACUGACAAAGCACUUGGGGGACAAUCAGACACGGCAAGGAAAGCCAGGGAGUUACGCGAUCAAACCCGAAAUGAUGCUGUUGCUUAUCUCAAGGGUGUGCUUCCAUUUGUUACGAGACGUGUAGCAGACAUUGGGGACUUUUUUGAAUACUAUGAGGCCUUAACCAUGGAUGAGUGGUGGGAGAGCAUUAAAGAUAUCACAGAAGAAGCAGAGGCUCACAAAGAGGCCUGCAAGGUGCUUGUCAAGAUCCACGAAGAAAUGUUAACUACACUAAAGAAGCGAAAAGAUGAAGCCGGUGUAAUUGUAAUUGAAUUGAGAGAUUUGACUGCCGAGUAUGAAAGAAAAGCUAAAGAACUCCAAGAUUCUGCAAGUACUGAAAAUGCUUGGGCAAUUGGACUUGCAUUUGUACCAUUUGUCGGUGUUAUUGCUUCCCCAAUUUUGUUUGGCUUAGUCCGAAGAGAUUUAGCAGAAGCCACUGCGAAGAAAAAGGAAACUGAAAUCCAGUACGCCGUAAGCAGGGUUGUGACUGAUGUCUUGGUUCCAGCUCUUGGAAAUUUCAUUGAUGGUCUAGAGCAUGUUGCUGGUUUCUUCGAAAUCCUCCAUCAAGAGCUGACAAGUUUUCAGCAGAAGGGAGAACGUGCUGAAGGAGCAGGAAGCCCAAAAGUGAUGCAUUACAAAACAAUGAGAUCAAAGGCCAAAGAAAUAAGUGGUGGAUGCAGGGGAUUCUUUGCCAUUUUGCCAUCAGUUCGUACUGAUUUUCAAGCCAUUCCAGACGAAGGCACAGAUCAGAAUUACGUAGACAGAUGGCUUGAAAAGGAAAUUAAAAUCAUCAAUGAAAGCUGUUCUGUCAGAUCUUUGGCAGUAAGAUUCAUCAAAGCUAUCACCGCAUCUGACAACAAGGCUGGUGAAGAGCAAGCGGUCGAAGGAAAAAGCAAGUAACAAAUUUCACUGACUGUUGAACGUUGUUUGAGCACGCUUUUUUCUUCUUGAUCUUCAACUUCCUUUAAUGAUUUUGAAAUGUUAAUUUGCUGAGAA